AGCGAGGACGCCGGGCUCUGGCGGGGGCUCGGCGGGGACGCGCAGGAGGGCGCGCGCCCCCGGUGCUCGCGCGGGGCCAGGGCCGCGCAGCUCCCAGCUGCGGGGACGUAGUAGCGCCACGGCAGCCUUGGAGAGGCCAGAGGGAAGCGAGCGGAGGGACGAGCCGAGGACCGAGGACCACGUCUCAACAAACUGGACAAUGUCAGUUGAGUGGGUUUUGAAAAUGUCUGAAGUUUAGUGAGCUGCAUCUACCUUCUCCCCACCCUUUACAACAGAAUAAAUGGGAUGUUUGAGAAGACGGCGCUAUUAAAAGAAGAGUGUUGCAAAUGGCUUCGGAAUCUGUGAAUGCAAAACAUGCUAGGAAUCAAUUCACAAAGGGGAAAAGGCAACAGCACCAGCAAAUAAAGAACAGAUCUUCAGUUAGUGAUGGUGACGGAGAAGACUCCUUUAUCUUCGAAGCACAUGAAGCUUGGAAAGAUUUCCAUGGGUCUCUUCUUCGGUUUUAUGAGAAUGGAGAGCUCUGUGAUAUCACACUAAAGGUUGGCUCAAAGUUAAUCUCUUGUCACAAACUGGUACUGGCUUGUGUUAUUCCCUACUUCAGAGCCAUGUUUCUCUCUGAAAUGGCUGAAGCUAAGCAAACAGUGAUUGAGAUCAGAGAUUUCGAUGGUGAUGCAAUAGAAGACCUGGUAAAAUUUGUCUAUUCUUCACGGCUCACUUUGACUGUUGACAACGUCCAACCUGUCUUAUAUGCGGCCUGCAUUCUGCAGGUUGAACUGGUGGCUCGAGCUUGUUGUGAAUACAUGAAAUUACAUUUUCAUCCCUCCAACUGCCUGGCAGUAAGAGCCUUUGCAGAAAGCCACAAUCGAAUAGACUUAAUGGACAUGGCAGAUCAGUAUGCCUGUGAGCAUUUUACUGAAGUGGUGGAGUGUGAAGACUUCGUCAGUGUGUCACCCCAGCAUCUCCAUAAGCUGUUGUCCUCCAGUGAUCUCAGUAUUGAGAAUGAAACGCAGGUCUAUAACGCAGCCAUCAAGUGGCUACUUGCCAAUCCCCAGCAUCAUUCCAAAUGGUUGGAUGAAACACUUGCACAGGUUCGUUUGCCGCUGUUGCCAGUUGAUUUUCUUAUGGGUGUUGUGGCAAAAGAACAGAUUGUCAAGCAAAAUCUAAAAUGUAGAGACUUACUGGAUGAAGCAAGAAACUACCACCUACACUUGAGUAGCAGAGCAGUACCUGACUUUGAAUACUCCGUUCGGACUACACCAAGGAAGCAUACUGCUGGUGUGCUGUUUUGUGUAGGUGGUCGAGGGGGAUCCGGUGACCCUUUCCGCAGUAUUGAAUGCUAUUCUAUCAAUAAAAACAGUUGGUUCUUCGGACCAGAAAUGAAUAGUCGAAGGCGACAUGUGGGUGUAAUCUCUGUGGAAGGGGCUUAUGUGAUUAGAUUAGGCCCAUUCAGGCGAGGAAUUGCCUUGGCUUCUUUAGGAGGCCCAAUUUACGCAAUUGGAGGGUUAGAUGACAACACUUGCUUCAAUGAUGUGGAGAGAUAUGACAUAGAAUCUGACCAGUGGAGUACAGUGGCACCAAUGAAUACUCCCCGUGGAGGAGUUGGCUCAGUGGCUCUAGUAAACCAUGUUUAUGCAGUAGGUGGCAAUGAUGGAGUAGCUUCUUUAUCUAGUGUGGAGAGGUAUGAUCCACAUCUGGAUAAGUGGAUAGAAGUUAAAGAAAUGGGUCAACGAAGAGCAGGCAAUGGAGUUAGUGAGCUCCAUGGUUGUUUAUAUGUUGUUGGUGGCUUUGAUGAUAAUUCUCCUCUGAGUUCGGUUGAGCGGUAUGACCCUCGAAGCAACAAGUGGGAUUAUGUGGCGUCACUUACCACUCCCAGGGGUGGAGUGGGGAUCGCAACAGUGAUGGGCAAAAUCUUUGCAGUUGGUGGUCACAAUGGCAAUGCCUACUUAAAUACAGUAGAAGCGUUUGAUCCAGUGCUGAAUAGGUGGGAGCUUGUUGGAUCUGUGUCUCACUGCAGAGCUGGAGCAGGUGUAGCUGUGUGUGCCUGUUUAACUAGCCAAAUUCGAGAUGUGGGUCAUGGGUCCAGUAAUGUGGUUGACUGUAUGUGAUUUGAGUUCCUGCCACCAACAAUUGAGUCAUAUCUGAUAGGCAAGAGAGACAAUCUGAUAGGCAAGCGAGACAACCAGGAUUUUGUAUGACCAUUUUUGAACAGUUUUAACUACUUACUAGUCUUAUUUAAAUGUAAACUGUUGUAUUGUGACUAAGUGCAACUUUUGGAAUGGUAGCUAAAGAAUUAUUGGUAAUAAAGUUAAAUUUGAUACUUCCCACUUUCGCAAAUACUUGAGUAGGAAAGGAAGACAUACAUUCUAACCUGAAGCCAUACCUCUUCAGAAAAAUGCUUAAAGUAGUGCCAAAAUCCUGAAAUCCCUUUAAAACACAUGUGGAUGAAUCAAGAUAUAAAGUGGAGUUAUUUGCUGAGUUUUAUCUUUCCUGUUGCCUAACGGUGUUAACCUCAGGCAGUGGAUUUUUUCUAGAGGGAAGAUUAGAACCUAAUCAUCACACAAGGAUAUCAGAAUACAUGAAAGAGACCUACUCCUUUUGAAGAGCUUUUCUACGUGGUGCUGAUGAAUUUAUACCUUGCUUUUUUUCCAGGUUUUGGUUUUUCAAUUUCUUAGUUACAGAAAUAGGAAAAAAAAUGUUUCAUCUUUCUGAGUGCCACUGGCUGUAUUUUCACAAGCUUACAGGAGUGUCGUAAGAUCUUAAUUCCAGUUUGAAUUGUUAGAACACCAAAAGACCUAGCUGAACUAAUUCCAUCUGAACACAUGUGCACUUUUAUUUUUUCACCCCAUGCAAAAAUAUAUAUAUAUUUUUUGUAAUAAGCAAAACUUAACCAGGGAAAUACUACAGGAGGGCUUUAGAGUUGAUGUUAAUCUGGUCAGGAGCCCUUGAGAAGGAAUGGUACUGAUUACAUGGCUCCCUCGACUCCCUAAUGAGGGGAAUCUGAAAAUAAGUUUAACAUCCUUCUUUGAUUUAAUCAUUUGAUUUUGAACCCAAGAUUUAUUAUCUUCCUAUUUUGCUAUUUGCCACCAUCCUGGGUUUUUUAACUGUACAGAAUCUGGAUUAAUUCAUCAUCAGAAAAUGAAUGCAUUUUUACAAAAUCCCUUUACAGACUGUAGUUUGAUUAGUUCAAGUCCAUUACCAGUAAAAUAUAUUGCUGGUAAAAAUAGAGAACGAUUGAAACUGCUAUUUUUCCUGUUUUAUUUAAUCCCCUUUGGUAUAUUUAUUGAACUUUAAUUGAAAAUAUUUCUAUACAUUAAUUUGAAGCCAGGAUAUUGAUAUACUACUGAUUUAACAGCUCUUCGUGGUUUUAACCAGCAUUAUAAAAUGGUCUGUUCAUUAUAUGUAUAUAUUUUUAUAAAUAUUUAUGAAGAAUAUUAAAAUAGUCUAUUUCAUAUUUGCAAUGCAGCUUGGAACCUCUCUCCCAGGCCUUCCUAAAUUUUCCUUUAGUCAUGCCUUAGAAUUUAGUGUACUUCACUGCUGGUUGGUCAUCUGGUUUACAAGGAAGCUAGGCAGUGAAGAACUUUAACCCCAUCCAUCCAGCCUUCCCUGAAGUUCAUUGCCUAGUAGCUCUGAUGGUCCUCUUUAAAUGGCAAUCUGGGCUUGUCAGUGCAGUAGGGCAAAAAGCCACAUUACGAAAGCCAGUGCCUAGUGGGUAUAUUAGACCCGUAAAAAGAAAAAGAAAAUGUAAGAGGGCCCAGUCAGGCUAGCAGAUCAAGGUCUUUCAUGAAGCAGAUUUAAAAAUUCCCCAAUUAUGCCACUUUUUGCUGUCAGCCUGUGGGCAAGUUCAUAUGUCAUUGCUAGAUUUGAAGCAAUGUUCUCUUGUAUGAUAACUAUAUUUCCAUCAAUCCCAAAAGCAUUUAUUUCUAUAUCACUUACUAGACUGGCUACAACUGGUUGGAUGUAGAGAAUAAGACUCAGAACCUGGCUUCAGCUGUGUACGGCUUAUAUCUAAUGGAAUUCUUGUAUUACAGCGCUUGUCUAGUCAUGAUGACUCGUAUAUUUCUUAUAUUUAUUUUUACGGUGAAGGGGAUUUUUUAUUGUCUUGAAAAUGAUUCAAAAUGUUUUUUUCUUUGACGUAGUUCUGUCUUGGUCAUCUGUAUAGAGUUUAGGAGCAUAAAGAUGUUACAUUUUCAUUUUUGAUUUUCGUUAUACAGUGGUCCUCUAACAUACUAAGUUGGUACCCUAGCUACCCCAAAUAUGAACUACUCAUGAGAGAAGUGAAGCAAAUGGAACAUGUGACUGUUACAUUAUGUAUGGGCAGUGAGAAGCAUAGCCUUGAAGGACCUGAAAAGAUAAAUUGCAGAAUUGAUAUGCGCAGUCACUAUUAAACACACACUAUUUGAGGUAUGAAAUGAGAAUCAGACUGAAGGAAUCAUGCAUUUGAAAGAUGAUUGUAUGCAUAGGUAUAAAGAGAUGAAAUAGUCAAAGAAGGUGGCUUCUUGUGAGGCCUGUUCCUUUAAUCUCAGAUGUUAAUAGUGCCUACCAAAAAGUGAUAUAAAAUAGAGCUAAAAUUUUGAAGUUGUAAAUGGAAAAAGUAAAAGGUGAAAAUUUGCAUAUUUCUUCAAGAUAUUUUAGGUGCUUUUGUGUAAUUCUUCCAUAUUGUCAUUAAAGUCACUGCUUUACUAUAUUGCACUGCCACUUUAAAAACAAAUUACUUGAUAUUGUUUUUGAUUAAUAUCACCUAUUCUGUGUAACUCAUUGGUCAUUUUUUAAAUGUUUGAAUAAACUUUAUAUUCCCUCUAAGGAGUAUUAUUCAUUAAUUCACAAAUGUAUUUUGAACUUAAAAUGCUGUUAAAUGCCUAGAUUGUUGAAGUUGUAUAAACUACUCUUGCAAAUGGUAAA
Molecule: messenger RNA, 4899 nt
Organism: Hipposideros armiger (great roundleaf bat)
Lineage: Eukaryota; Metazoa; Chordata; Mammalia; Chiroptera; Hipposideridae
Gene: KLHL8
Product: kelch like family member 8
Exons: 10
Coding region: 327-2105 (592 amino acids)
Molecular function (GO): protein binding
Source: RefSeq, a predicted model, not a curated record